GCGCAAUGGUAGGAAUGAGUUUUUGUUCGUACGUAAACAUAAAAUUGGAAAAGUACAAUCGUUAAAUGGGCCUAUUAGGCGGACAAUAAUUAAUUAAAAUUGAGCGAAAAACCGCAAUCGCCGUUUCCCGCAUUUAUCGCAUUCUCAAAGUGAAUACACGAUUUAUUAAACACGUACAAUUAACAAGUGGAAAUUUGAUUAUGUUGUUAUUGGGAGGGGCGAGCGCUCUUCAUUAUGUGUCUCCAAUCAGAAAAUUUAUACACAAAUGCCAUAAUAAAUAAAUAAAAAUGUUGAUGUGCAGCAGGUGAAGUGAAUGAUGUGUGUAGUUCGAACUGUUUGUGUUUCGUGCGAGCUGUAGUGGAGAAUGAACGGUUUUAGCACCGGGGAGGAAGAUUCGCGAGGUCCCACGGACCAAGUUUGUUGCCUAGUUGAUAACAACGAACGAUGCACGAAACCGGCAGGUAACGCAUCCUACAGUAAACGUAUUCAAAAAACUGUUACGCAAAGAAGACUUAAUUUAAGUAUCGAUACUUCCGCGAGGCAUAUCUACAUCUGUGACUUCCACAAAAUGAUUAUACAAUGUGCUAGAAGUAAACGUAGACGUAAGGAUUCGGAAGAUGACAGUAAUGAGACAGAUACUGAUGUUCCGGAGGUGGAUUUGUAUCAGUUACAAGUGAAUACAUUACGUAGAUAUAAAAGACAUUAUAAGGUCCCUACCCGACCAGGCUUAAAUAAAGCACAGUUAGCAGAUACGUUAAUGAAACACUUUAAAACGAUCCAUGUAAGAGAAAAAGAUGUCCUGACGUUCUUUAUUUACACAGUUAAAACCAACAGUAACAAACUGGAUCAAAAAAAUGGUAUUACCGGCGAUACAACUUAAUAUUUCUUAUAAACCGUUUAUAAUAUAAUUUUAAAAAUUAAAUUUUAUAAAAUAUUUUACUGGCAAUAAGAACUAAAAUGUUGAAUAAACUAUUAACUGCA
Molecule: messenger RNA, 981 nt
Organism: Photinus pyralis (common eastern firefly)
Lineage: Eukaryota; Metazoa; Arthropoda; Insecta; Coleoptera; Lampyridae
Gene: Sap30
Product: histone deacetylase complex subunit SAP30 homolog
Exons: 3
Coding region: 365-880 (171 amino acids)
Biological process (GO): regulation of DNA-templated transcription
Cellular component (GO): histone deacetylase complex
Molecular function (GO): protein binding; transcription coregulator activity
Source: RefSeq, a predicted model, not a curated record